GGGUGCAGCUGAUAGAGCAGCAGGCAGAGGGCUUGUUCUGGGGAGCUGGAGAGCCUGGGCGAGGUUGUAGCCACCACCAACAGGUCUGAGGCACACAAAAUGCGUGAAAUCGUGCACCUGCAGAUUGGCCAGUGUGGGAACCAAAUUGGAGCCAAGUUCUGGGAGGUGCUUGGAGAGGAACAUGGGAUCGACAUCACUGGGAACUACCGUGGGGAUUCACCACUGCAGCUGGAGCGAAUUAACGUGUACUUCAAUGAGGCUUAUUCCCAUAAAUACGUGCCCCGUUCCAUCCUGGUGGACCUUGAGCCUGGGACGAUGGACAGUGUCCGGUCCAGCAAAAUUGGCCCCCUCUUUCGACCUGACAACUUUAUCCAUGGUAAUUCAGGUGCUGGCAACAACUGGGCCAAGGGCCAUUACACAGAGGGUGCUGAACUGAUUGAAAACGUCAUGGACGUGGUCAGGAACGAGUGUGAGAGCUGUGACUGCCUUCAGGGAUUCCAGCUCAUCCAUUCCCUUGGCGGUGGCACAGGCUCGGGCAUGGGGACACUCCUCAUCAACAAGAUCAGAGAGGAAUAUCCUGACAGGAUCAUGAACACCUUCAGCGUUGUGCCCUCACCCAAGGUAUCUGACACAGUGGUGGAGCCAUACAACGCCAUCCUCUCCAUCCACCAGCUGAUAGAGAACACAGAUGAAACCUUUUGCAUUGACAACGAAGCUCUGUAUGAUAUAUGCUUCAGGACAUUAAAGCUCACCAAUCCCACCUAUGGGGACCUCAACCACUUGGUGUCCCUAACGAUGAGCGGUGUCACUACCUCGCUGCGUUUCCCUGGCCAGCUGAAUGCAGAUCUACGGAAGCUGGCGGUGAACAUGGUGCCCUUUCCUCGCCUGCACUUCUUCAUGCCCGGCUUUGCCCCGCUGACAGCUCGGGGCAGCCAGCAGUACCGGGCCCUGACGGUGCCAGAGCUCACCCAGCAGAUGUUCGAUGCCCGGAACAUGAUGGCAGCCUGCGAUCCUCGCCGUGGGCGCUACCUCACCGUCGCCUGCAUCUUCAGGGGCAGAAUGUCCACCAGGGAAGUGGAUGAGCAGCUGCUGUCUGUCCAGACCAAGAACAGCUCCUACUUUGUGGAGUGGAUCCCUAACAACGUGAAAGUGGCCGUGUGUGACAUCCCACCGCGGGGGCUGAAGAUGGCAGCCACGUUUAUUGGCAAUAACACGGCCAUCCAGGAGCUCUUCAUCAGGGUGUCUGAACAGUUCUCGGCCAUGUUCAGAAGGAAAGCCUUUCUCCACUGGUACACAGGGGAAGGCAUGGAUGAGAUGGAGUUUUCUGAAGCAGAAGGUAACACCAAUGACCUUGUGUCUGAGUACCAGCAGUACCAGGAUGCCACUGCAGAUGUGGAGGAAUUUGAAGAGGUAGAAGUGGAAGCAGAAGCCAAGCCAGAAAAGGAAGCAGAGUAAAAAGUAUCAAAACAUUCUCUGAACGAGCCCAUUCACAUUCACUAAAGACAAAGCAAUAGCCAUCAUACCCAAAAUAACACAUUUCUUCGGAACUUUUUCUCUGCAUCCAGCCAAAUAUAUCUGAUUUUACAACACACUGCUAUUGAAAUUAAUGGCAGCUCUGUUUGACUGUCUUAAACAACUGUUGACACCGAAUCUCUCCCAAAACCAAUCCACUAUGAAGACACGUUAUCUCAUACCAGUCUUUCCUGUAAAUGGAUUCACUUUUAGGAUAUAAUCACCAGAUACUGAAUGUACUAUACAGCCACUGUGCCUGUGUAUAUAGAUCAGGAUCAUAAGCAAUAGCAAAAUAUGCUGUCAGCUCAUCACAUUUAUUUAUUCUCAGGUAAACAGUCCCUGCUGAUUGUGAACUUGUUACUGUUUUAGGAACACGUGCACAUCUCUAAGGCCUGCAAAGGCAGUGACUCUUUUAUCACUCCACAGACUGAUGUGGAUCUGCAGAAACAACAGGGGGCAAAUGACUGAAUAUGCACAUUCUUAUAAGUAGUCUAGUUGUUCUAUCACAUUGCUGGCUUAUAUUAUUGCAGAGCUUUAUUCAUUAUCAUAGUGUGAUUUGUUUCUAUUUCUAACUACAGGUUGAGUUACAUUAGCACACUAAGUUGUGACACUGUGUAAAAGUUUUGGUGUGGUAUUUUUUUUUUUUCUAGGUACUAACUACUGUAAAUUUUUUUCCUAACAUUCAGUACAACAAAAAUGACAUAGAAUGGUUUGUAGUUUAUUAAUAUAAAUUCUAUGGCAGUCACUAAAACAAAACUGUAUUUUGCCUUUGGUGAAAAACAUUUCUUACCAUCACAGCUGCCUAUUUAACAAUGUAUUUAUAAUAUUCUUUUAAAUAAAGAUCAUAUACCAUUCUAUGAAAGUUUUAUACUUGAAACAUUUGAUAGACAAACCCCCAUAGUUUAUUUGUGCAAGAACUAACUUUGAAUGAUAUUAAUUAUACUCUUAGAUGAAAAGGUUUGUUGUACUCUGAAGAAAGUAAUGCUUCAUGUUUGAGUUCAGUCUUGGUGAAGGAAUCUGAAGCUAGCUGUCCUGUGUAGUGGGACAAUGUCGUUCCUGCUAUGAGGAUACACAGCAGCAGGAAAAUGCAGAAAUUUCCCCCAAAACCACAUAGCCUGAAGUGCAUCUUCCCAGCCAAGAGAAGUGUCCCCCUCCAUCCCUGCUUCCCAGGGAACGUGUGUCCCUCUCCAUCUCCUCCCUGUCUUGACAGUGUUAAUGAGGAUAAACAAUUCAGAUUCCCCUGUUUCCUUCUCCAUUUCUUACAUGACACCAGGUCUCCCAAUUCCUGAUUCACUGUCUCAGACUUGGAGAUUAGAUCCCCAGCAGCACAUCCAUGGCACAAUUGUCCUGCUUCCAGUUUUCAGAACUAUAUGCUAUAUUCUCUGUUAAUACAGAUUUUAGCCAGGAUUUUUUUCAAAGUAAUCAUUACAAUGAAGUAGGCAGUAAAGUUUUAAAAAACAAUCAAAUCUCUCACUCAUUUAUGUACCUGAAAUAUCAGCAUGAAACUCAAAAAGAGAUUUGGCUUAAAAAUAAACAGUGUUGCUACUAAAUGUCCAGACUGUACUAAAGGCAGUC
Messenger RNA from Pseudopodoces humilis (Tibetan ground-tit), 3087 nucleotides. It is a transcript of the gene TUBB1, whose product is annotated as tubulin beta 1 class VI. Gene Ontology annotation, cellular component: microtubule. Gene Ontology annotation, molecular function: GTPase activity; GTP binding; structural constituent of cytoskeleton. Gene Ontology annotation, biological process: microtubule-based process. The record is from RefSeq and is a predicted model, not a curated record. NCBI's taxonomy places the organism in Eukaryota, Metazoa, Chordata, Aves, Passeriformes, Paridae.